Messenger RNA from Alnus glutinosa, 1467 nucleotides. Its product is annotated as F-box protein At1g55000-like. The record is from RefSeq and is a predicted model, not a curated record. Lineage: Eukaryota; Viridiplantae; Streptophyta; Magnoliopsida; Fagales; Betulaceae. The coding region runs from base 1 to 1068 and encodes 355 amino acids. The transcript has 6 exons.
AUGGGAGAUGCAAGUGUUACCAAUGACACCGGGGGUUCUGCCAGGGUGGCUGGGGUGGAAGUGAUUCAUAUAGAGGCUGCUUGGCUGUUUAGGUGGUGGAGCGUGUUCAAUUUGUCUUUUCACCUUUUGAAGGAGUUCUUGAUAGAGUUGGAGAUGGCUAAACCUGUUAUUGGUACUCUUACGUACAUGUGUACUUUUCUUGCCAUGACGAGGACUCAUGAGGAUGCAGCUGAUGAGGUAGCUGAAAGUAUUGUUCAGUUUGUGUCCUUAUUACCUAAAUCUGUCAGAAAAGUUGAGAAAGAGGUUAUACCAGAGCAUAUUCAGAAGAUGUUUGAUGAAGCAAAAAGCAGUGAUCAUCACCAUCACCAUCACCAUCAUCAUGGUCAUGAUGAUGGCCAUGACCACCAUGAUAGUCAUGCUCAUGGUGCCGGUUACAUGGAUGCUUACGGGCUUGGUCAUGGAUGCGAUGAAGACCAGAACGGCAACAAUGGCCGAAAUCUGAACUCCGUCGCCUCCAACCACGACCUCGUCGCCAUUUCCUUCAAGGCGCAUUGGAAGCUGAAGCACGUCGUCGGAAAGCCUGUCUCCGGGAGCUUCUGGAGGGACAGUGGGAUCAGCAAGUUCGCCAUUUCGCAUCGCCUUGUGAGGGGGGACAGCCUUGCCAGUCUCGCUGUCAAGUACUCUGUUCAGCAGGUUAUGGAGAUAAAACGUUUGAACAACAUGAUGAGUGACCAUGGCAUAUACUCAAGGGAGAGGUUGUUAAUCCCUAUAAGCAAUCCUGACAUUCUUGUAAAUGGGACAUGCUACAUGGAGCUAGAUAGCUAUGCGAAAAGGGAAGUGGCAGUGUUGUAUCUUGAAGGUGGUCCUGAUGGAAAGUCUAGCCAUUUGCUGAAGAAGAUGACUUCUGAACAAGGGAAGAGGAAGGUUCUUGAUUCGUUGAAGAGAAGCAUGCAAGUUGAUGAUGGGACUGCCCAAUAUUACUUGUCUAUUUCUAAUGGCAAUCCUCGGGCUGCACUCUCUAAAUUUUCCGAGGACCUUAAAUGGGAGAGGCAAGGGGGCUUGGCCUAGUUUCUCGAAUAUUGUCCAGCUCUGCUACUUGGGGAUUGGGAAGCACAUUAUAAAUGAUGAAGAUUGGCCAAGACAUGAUGGAUAUUGCUCUCCGUGUUUAUGUUCUUUAGCUUCUUUAGAAAGUUUACUACUGCUAAUCCGUCCUCAGUUGAUCGUUCUCCUCUCUAAAGCACAGGGGAAUCGAGUCUUCUUCAUUUCAUCCUGGGUACCCUUUCGAUGAUGUAAGUUAACGACGGUUAACAAAAUAUGAGAUUUUGUCUUAUAAUGAUACGUGUUUAAUUUGUGUAUGAUUCUGCCUACUGAAUGUGUAUAGCAGUGAUUGUAUUUAUAAUUGUAUAACGUGAUCUCCUUUACAAGUGGAUUUACAUGAUUCAAUUUACAGAUGACUUUAUGUUUGAA